Molecule: messenger RNA, 843 nt
Organism: Marasmius oreades (fairy-ring Marasmius)
Lineage: Eukaryota; Fungi; Basidiomycota; Agaricomycetes; Agaricales; Marasmiaceae
Exons: 2
Coding region: 1-843 (280 amino acids)
Source: RefSeq, a predicted model, not a curated record
AUGCGACGAAACAAUCAACGCAGCGGACGUCCGAGUCAAGGACCUAUCGCCUCCUCAGGCUCUCACUCCUCCGUAUCCGUAUCCCCUCAGACUCAACCACCCUACCACGACCCCGGGGCACUUGACUUCUUCGGGAACGGAAACAGACUCGACGCACCUACUCCACCUUCGAUGAUGGGUGACCGAGAUCACCGUAUCUCUCCUUUGCUUUGCCAGUCACGGUGGGGACUUCAGGUUGGACUGGAUGAUACGAAUCCGAGUUGUUACUAUGGUGAUGGCCUGAACCUGAGUGACGGUCUUCUUAUCGGUGGUGCUGGUGACUCGGGAUGGCCUGUGCCCGGUGAAGUGGUCGUCGGUCUUGGUUUCGAUCAGGGCCAGCGGUGGGCUUCGGGGGUAGAGGAAGGAGUUGCGAACGUUGCGCGUGAUGGUGGUGUGAAUGAUCCCUCCGGGUCCUCUGGAUCCGGACCUGAGGGAGGUCGUCAGACUCAUCAUGGUGGUUCCGGCUCGAGCUCUAGCCGUCAGAGCAAGAGGGCGAAUGGUCCUGGUGCCACUGGCAGUCCGAAUAGACGAUCUGCUGUGACGUCGUCUCCGUCUCCCGUUGCAAGUCCGAGGUCUAGGAGAGUCGGAGUCGUGUCUGGUUCUUCUUCUGCUACUGGUACGACUGGUACUAGCACUAGUACUUCCCCGAAGGCUUCCCCAGCGCGUCCGAGUCGUGGGGUCACGAAACGGGGUGAACCGUCGGCCUCGGGGCAGGCUUCUGGAUCUUUGGGUGGUACGGGUGGUGCUGGUACUCGCGAUCGCGAUCGAGGGGAAGUGAAAUCAAAGAAGAGCCAGUGGAAAUAG